Messenger RNA from Cladocopium goreaui, 870 nucleotides. Lineage: Eukaryota; Dinophyceae; Suessiales; Symbiodiniaceae. The record is from the annotation of a GenBank genome assembly.
UCCAUUGAUCGCGCUUUCUGAACACCGCUAGCGUUCCACCUUGGUCACCUUGGGCCCAAGAUGGUCCAAGUCUUUCGGGCGCUCAAGUCGUGCCAUUUGCAGAGCAGAUCAAGACUGAACUGGAGGAGUUCAAGCCUUCCGUUGGUCAAAGGCCUCCGCAAAGAUGGAAUGGGACAACGACAUUGGAGUGGACGAGUCCAAGGAUGCUGGAUUUAGGGCUUGUGAACUUUGUCAACGAGGUCGCAGAGGUUGGUGACUGAGCUGGAAAGGAGUACGGCUUGGAGAAGACCCUAAACAAGAUGAAGGCAGACUGGAAGCCAUUGUCCUUCGACCUCUCGGAGAAGUACAGGGACCUUUCAAGGAAGACAUCGAUGAAUGAGCUGGAAUACGGGGUUCAUGCGCGAGUUUGAAACUUUGAAAGAGUGGCCGUUUAGUUGGGCGUUGGCCUGGCAAGACCCUCUGUGGCGCAGCAAGCCGAAGGCUUAUGCUACUCAUUUGGGGCACGAAGGUGCAGGAUCGAUGAUUGCUGUGCUGAAGAUCUUGGGUACCAAUUUCGGCGCCAAAUCGCACCUCCUCAGCUGGAGACUGGUUGGAGGCAGGAGAUGUUUGCGAGUCUUGGGGAGGUCUCCCGCGAAAAGAUCUGCCGAGGUGAUGAUCGUGGGCAACCAGACAUCUGAAGAUGCGCGGCAAUUGGCACGAGAACUGGAGGCUCAGAGGCAGUCCAAAGGUGGUACGGGCGGACUGUUUCACAUGCUGAUGGCUUGCGCCAAGAGUGCCAGCGCCAUCUUGGAAUUCCAUGGGCCGAUCUCUUCUGCGGCCCGCAAUUUUGCAUCAAUCUUCAAAUAUGUUCAAUAUAUACCGCCGGACUGA